AUGCGGAAGCUGCGUGAGCCACACAUGAGGGAGUCGGUGCGAAGAAUCAACUUUCGCCAAUGCUGUCGCGUGGGCAGCGCCACGCUGGACAUGUGCGUGGAGCUUCUGGCAGUGGCCAUGAACUUAAAGCAUGUC
Messenger RNA from Symbiodinium necroappetens, 135 nucleotides. Lineage: Eukaryota; Dinophyceae; Suessiales; Symbiodiniaceae. The record is from the annotation of a GenBank genome assembly.